ACAGAACCUUCCAACCAGUGGAUGAAGGGGAAAGGAAAAAGUGCCAUUGAUAAAUAGGACAGCAACAUGGGAAAUACAACCACCAAAUUCCGCAAAGCCCUUAUAAAUGGAGAUGAAAACCUGGCCUGCCAAAUAUAUGAGAGCAACCCUCAGCUAAAGGAAACUCUUGACCCAAAUACUUCUUAUGGAGAAACCUACCAGCACAACACCCCGCUGCAUUACGCUGCGCGGCACGGGAUGAACCGCAUCCUGGGAACUUUCCUUUUUGUUAGAGAUGGAAACCCAAACAAACGGAACGUGCACAAUGAGACAUCUAUGCACCUGCUGUGUAUGGGACCUCAGAUCAUGAUAUCGGAGGGAGCUCUGCACCCACGCCUGACACGACCCUCCGAAGACGACUGCCGAAGGGCAGACUGCCUGCAAAUGAUCCUGAAGUGGAAAGGAGCAAAGCUGGAUGAAGGACAAUAUGAAAGAGCAGCAAUUGAUGCUGUUGAUAACAAGAAAAAUACACCUUUGCACUACGCUGCUGCCUCAGGGAUGAAAACCUGUGUAGAGCUUCUAGUAAAACAUGGUGGAGAUUUGUUUGCAGAAAAUGAAAAUAAAGAUACUCCAUGUGACUGCGCAGAGAAACAGCACCAUAAAGAGCUGGCUCUUAACCUGGAGUCUCGGAUGGUAUUCUCACGAGAUCCUGAAGCUGAAAGCAUUGAAGCUGAAUAUGCUGCUUUAGACAAAAAAGAGCCAUAUGAGGGACUGAGACUUCAGGACCUGCGAAGGCUUAAGGAUAUGCUGAUAGUGGAGUCCGCUGACAUGCUUCAAGCCCCACUCUUCACUGCAGAAGCUCUGCUUCGGGCACAUGACUGGGACAGGGAGAAGCUCCUGGAAGCGUGGAUGUCCAGCCCGGAGAACUGCUGCCAGCGCUCGGGGGUGCAGAUGCCGACGCCGCCUCCGAGCGGCUACAACGCGUGGGACACGCUGCCCUCGCCGCGCACCCCACGCACCACGCGCUCCUCCGUCACCUCCCCGGACGAGACCAGCCCCUCGCCAGGAGACAUGGAGACAGCUGUGUGUGACAUUUGCAUGUGUAAUAUUUCUGUGUUUGAAGACCCAGUGGACAUGCCUUGUGGCCAUGACUUCUGCAGAGCGUGCUGGGAGGCAUUUUUGAAUCUGAAAAUUCAGGAGGGUGAAGCUCACAACAUUUUUUGCCCAGCAUAUGACUGCUUCCAGCCUGUGCCAGUAGACAUCAUAGAAAGUGUGGUUUCCAAGGAGAUGGACAAAAGAUACCUGCAGUUUGACAUUAAGGCCUUUGUUGAAAAUAAUCCUGCCAUUAAAUGGUGCCCUAUACCUGCUUGCGAAAGAGCCGUAAGGCUAACAAGGCAAGGAUCGAAUUCCACAGGAUCAGAUACACUCAGCUUCCCUAUGCUAAAAGCCCCUGCUGUAGACUGUGGAAAAGGACAUCUUUUCUGCUGGGAAUGUCUUGGUGAAGCACAUGAACCUUGUGACUGUCAAACCUGGAAAGACUGGCUACAGAAAAUAUCUGAAAUGAAACCAGAAGAACUUGUGGGCGUUAGUGAGGCUUAUGAAGAUGCUGCCAACUGCCUGUGGUUACUAACCAACUCCAAACCAUGCGCCAACUGCAAAUCUCCCAUCCAAAAGAAUGAGGGCUGCAACCACAUGCAAUGUGCAAAGUGCAAAUAUGACUUUUGCUGGAUAUGCUUAGAAGAAUGGAAGAAGCACAGCUCUUCCACUGGAGGCUAUUACAGAUGCACUCGCUAUGAAGUUAUUCAACACGUAGAAGAGCAGUCCAAAGAGAUGACAGUAGAGGCGGAAAAGAAACAUAGAAGAUUUCAAGAGCUUGAUAGAUUUAUGCACUAUUACACAAGGUUUAAGAACCAUGAACUUAGCUACCAGUUAGAACAGCGCCUUCUAAAAACAGCCAAAGAAAAGAUGGAGCAGUUGAGUAGAGCUCUCAGUGGAACUGAGGGAGGCUGUCCUGACACCACGUUCAUUGAAGAUGCUGUGCAAGAGCUUCUGAAAACUCGCCGCAUUCUCAAGUGUUCUUAUCCGUAUGGAUUCUUCUUGGAGCCUAAAAGCACAAAGAAAGAAAUAUUUGAACUUAUGCAGACAGACUUAGAAAUGGUCACUGAAGACCUUGCACAGAAAGUGAACAGGCCUUACCUUCGGACUCCUCGCCAUAAGAUCAUCCGGGCGGCUUGUCUGGUGCAGCAGAAGCGGCAGGAAUUUUUAGCCUCUGUGGCCCGUGGUGUUGCUCCCGCUGACUCUCCAGAAGCCCCAAGGCGCAGCUUUGCUGGUGGAACAUGGGAUUGGGAGUAUUUAGGAUUUGCAUCGCCUGAGGAAUAUGCUGAAUUUCAGUAUCGGAGGCGGCACAGGCAGCGGCGGCGCGGCGACGUGCACAGCCUGCUCAGCAACACUCCGGACCCGGAUGACCCCAGUGAUCAGAGCACCCUGGACACCCAAGAAGGUGGCAGCAGUAGAAGACACGGCACCUCCAUGGUGAGUUCAGCCUCUAUGGGUAUUCUGCACAGCUCUUCGCUUCAUGACUAUACCCCUGUCAGUCGCUCUGAGAAUCAGGAUUCUCUGCAGGCUCUGAGUUCUCUAGACGAAGAUGACCCAAACAUCCUGCUAGCUAUUCAGUUAUCACUGCAAGAAUCUGGCUUGGCCAUAGACGAAGAAACUAGAGACUUUCUCAACAACGAGGCCUCCCUAGGAGCAAUAGGUACUUCCUUGCCCACCAGGCUGGACUCUGCUCCCAUGAGUAUAGACAACCCGCGCUCGGCGUUGAGCAGCUCGGAGCUGCUGGAACUGGGUGACAGCCUCAUGAGAYUGGGGGCAGGCAGCGACCCCUUCGCAGCCGAGCGCCUUCACGCRCACCCGUGCAGCGACGCGAGAAGCGGCUUGUACUCGGCAUCCAGCGACGUGGAUUCCAGCAGCCAGGAUCCCAACGCCAACGAAAAUCUUCUCGGCAAUAUUAUGGCCUGGUUUCAUGACAUGAACCCGCAGAGCAUUGCUCUGAUCCCCUCAGCCAGUACGGAGACCGAGGAGGAUUCGCAGCAGCCCAGCGCUGAAGGUGGGUCAGCAGGGCAACCAAAUCUCAUAGACAUAGGCCUGGAGCCCCCGGAGGAGCAUGCACUCUUUGAGGAUGCACUCAAAAACGAGGGCAGAGGAACCCAAACAGAGGAGGGUACUUUGGAAGAAAACCUUAUCCCGGGUGAGACAGCAUCCCAAGGUGGAGACCGUGCCAGGGACGCAGCGAGCGCCGCGGGUGCCUCGGAAGAUGCCUCGAGCCAGAUCGCCCAGACCUCCGGUGAAUGGAUUGAGCACGUGCACCUGGUGUGA
Molecule: messenger RNA, 3354 nt
Organism: Nothoprocta perdicaria
Lineage: Eukaryota; Metazoa; Chordata; Aves; Tinamiformes; Tinamidae
Gene: ANKIB1
Product: ankyrin repeat and IBR domain containing 1
Exons: 19
Coding region: 67-3354 (1095 amino acids)
Biological process (GO): positive regulation of proteasomal ubiquitin-dependent protein catabolic process; ubiquitin-dependent protein catabolic process; protein polyubiquitination
Cellular component (GO): cytoplasm; ubiquitin ligase complex
Molecular function (GO): ubiquitin conjugating enzyme binding; zinc ion binding; ubiquitin protein ligase activity
Source: RefSeq, a predicted model, not a curated record